AUGUAUAAUCUAUGUUAUCUCUUCCAGAGUCCCGAAUCGGAAUCGGAUAGCAGUUCCUUGUCGGGAGCAAAAAGUCCCGCUGGCGGGCCACUACUGCUGCAGCAGUUGCUGCAGUUGCAGCUGCAGGGGCAGAACCCGCAAGCGAUAGCACAGGCUUACAUGGAGAUGUGUGUGCAGUUCCAACAGAUGAUUGCUGCGUUGGCUGCCCUCGGCUCGGGGCUGGUUCCGCCGGCGCUGCCGCAGGCCUGGAUGAUGCAGAGGCUUCCAAGACCACCGCUCGAUAGGCUAGACGCAGAGAAGGUGGGUGCAGGAAGUGCCUCUCCCACCAUAGCGGAGCAACCCCUGGACUUAAGCGCCAAGUCUACUUCCAGCACCAGCGGCACACCGCCGCCGGAAAACAAAGGACAGGAUAAUGCGAGGUAA
Messenger RNA from Pieris macdunnoughi, 423 nucleotides. Lineage: Eukaryota; Metazoa; Arthropoda; Insecta; Lepidoptera; Pieridae. The record is from the annotation of a GenBank genome assembly.